CUUCUAGGAUUCCCUGGAGCUUGGCGGUGGGAUGGGCUCAGUCAGUACCGCUGCUGCCCAUGGCGCCGCCGGCUGCUGUGCGGAGUGCGAGGAGUGACGGCAGGGCGGGCUGCAGAAGAACCGGAGCCAGGGAGAGCCCGAGGUGCGGGCAGCCACAGGACAAGGGUGAGGGUGAGGGUGAGGAGGAUUUUGAAGAACCUCAAAACCAUUCUGGCGAACCCAUUGGAGAUGACUACAAAAAGAUGGGAACACUUUUUGGUGAACUGAACAACCCCCGCCCCCCGAAGAUGAGCUUCACAAGGAUGUAUUUUGGAGAACGAAUUGUGGAACCAGUUAGGGGCCAUUUAGUUUCUGUGGUUUAUGCUGUGGUUUCUGGGCCUGCAAGCCCUUGGACUAGUAGCAGUUCUUUGCCUUGUCAUUAUUUAUGUACAGCAGUAAAACACUGGACCUUUGGUAGCCAUGUAUGUAGCUGAUAGAGCUUUGUGAAAGUGAGAAUAGUUCCGACAUAUUUCAUAUUGUGUCCUGGCUAUUUUGUAAUUUAAAUUAU
Messenger RNA from Apodemus sylvaticus (European woodmouse), 547 nucleotides. RefSeq lists its product as uncharacterized. The coding region runs from base 60 to 473 and encodes 137 amino acids. Lineage: Eukaryota; Metazoa; Chordata; Mammalia; Rodentia; Muridae. The transcript has a single exon. The record is from RefSeq and is a predicted model, not a curated record.